Molecule: messenger RNA, 663 nt
Organism: Prunus armeniaca (apricot)
Lineage: Eukaryota; Viridiplantae; Streptophyta; Magnoliopsida; Rosales; Rosaceae
Source: the annotation of a GenBank genome assembly
AUGGGCAUUCCUCCGGUCAGGCCACCGCGUAUUACAAAGUAUCUAAAGCCUUAUGUUCUGAAAAUGCACUUUACAAACAAAUACGUAACUGCGCAAGUGAUCCACACACCAACCGCCACAGUAGCUUCUUCUGCAAGCUCCCAGGAAAAGGCCUUGAGAGAAAGCAUGGAGAUACGCCGGGACGUUGCUGCUGCUGGAAAGAUAGGGAAGAUAUUGGGGGAGCGCCUCCUGCUCAAGAACAUCCCUGCUGUAUCCGUCCAGUUGAAGAGAGAACAGAAAUAUCAUGGUAAGGUUAAAGCUGUCGUUGACAGUGUGGUGGAAGCAGGCCAGCCCAAUGGGAAACACAACCCAUUUGAAGCACAAGGUAGGUCCAAAGCCAAUUACCCAAAACUUUGUAAUUUUGUCCAAAACAAAAGCCCAUUUCAUUUCAGUUUGGAUAAAGUUGAGGGCAUUCUGGUAGUUUCUGUACCUGGACCAAUGACUUUUCGUUCACUCCUCGUGUUAUCGCCGCCUUUAAUCUCCCAUCUCCUGGGGUCCGCCUGUCACUUCGAUCUUAUCGCCAAUGACGUGCUCCUCGAUCCACCUGCCAAGUCACCAUCCUCACUCUGGAUCCGACGAACGUUCCAGAUCAGUCUCGAUCCAGCAUACCUGUUCGAUCUUUAA